CCGUUUCUGCUCUGUAAUAUAAAACUCUGAAGUAAACGAAUAGGACUUUCAGUUGAUCAUUCGUACUUUUGAGACACGAAUCCGUUCAUAGAAAUGACGCACAGCUAUUUUCUUCUUCAGGUCUCCCUCGUGCUGACAGUUGGAUGGAUCAUUGGUUCCGCAAAUGGAAGAGCCAUUCAAGUGUUGGAAAAUAUUCCUGGAUUUAUUCCAGUGUACAUAAGACAUGGGAAUGAACCCCUGGAGGACAUAAAUCCGGCAUUGGCUGAAGCCUUCCGUGAGAAAAAAAAUACCAUGAAUGUGAUUCCUUUGGAGGCACACCACGUUCCGAAAAUUGAUGACAGAAUCCCGGUGAAUAUUCUCCUGCCAAUACCUCACGCAGACUUGACUAAAAAAAAGCGCGAGAUCCUCCGUUCAACAGUGCAAUAAUAAUGAGGGAGAAAGAAAAGAAAGAAGCAGUGACGUAGCUCCAAAAGAUCUUCGAGGACACGACCGUGAGGUUCAAAUCAUCCGUCAUCUCCUGUACCUACCAGGUGGGAAUCAAGUGAAUGUCAGACUGAAGCCGCUUUUUAUGAUAACCAGUGUUUUUUCACAUAUUCAAAUUGAACUUUUUCAUAUAGUUCUAAUAGUUUAAGAUAUACAGGCACACUCCACUAUUUGAAUUAUUUCCCGUUUAGAGCCUCUGCGUGUUCUGUAACAAAAUUAAUAUUAGGGCCAUCCCACUAGAUUCCCCAGUAUCAACCCGACAUUGAUUAUCGUAACAGGGAAAUACUCCAGCGAACUACUGAGCUGGCAAAAAAAAUUUGUUUUGGCUCGAGUAAAACUUGUUUUAGAACUCCAUCAUUUUUUCCCCAUUGUAGCGUCAUAUACUAUUAAACUGAAGUAUCCAUUAAUCAUGUUGUAUAUUUUUUAAAACGGAUUCAUGGUCACGAUUAUUUCUCAAUAAAUUUUAUUCGAUCUUCUAUUAAA
Diachasmimorpha longicaudata is the source of this 966-nucleotide messenger RNA. RefSeq lists its product as uncharacterized. The transcript has 3 exons. Bases 94 to 426 code for a protein of 110 amino acids. NCBI's taxonomy places the organism in Eukaryota, Metazoa, Arthropoda, Insecta, Hymenoptera, Braconidae. The record is from RefSeq and is a predicted model, not a curated record.